Molecule: messenger RNA, 8838 nt
Organism: Pteronotus mesoamericanus
Lineage: Eukaryota; Metazoa; Chordata; Mammalia; Chiroptera; Mormoopidae
Gene: NCOR2
Product: nuclear receptor corepressor 2
Exons: 49
Coding region: 459-8042 (2527 amino acids)
Biological process (GO): negative regulation of transcription by RNA polymerase II
Cellular component (GO): chromatin
Molecular function (GO): transcription corepressor activity
Source: RefSeq, a predicted model, not a curated record
GCCGCCGCCGCCGCCGCAGCCACCGCCGCCGCCGCCGGGGAGCGGAGCCGCGGGCAGGCCGGGCCGCACAGCAGCCCCGUGUCCGCCCGCGCCCCGCCCUAGCUGUGCGCCCGGGCCCUGCGCCCCGCCAUGCGCGCCAAGUUGCGGGCCGGGGACCCGGGGCUGGCGCCCUAGGAGGCGGCGGCGGGAGGAUCGCGCCCCGGCUGGAGGCCCGGCCUACUGCGCGCCCCCAGCCGGAUCCACACCGCCACUUGCCUGAGCGCUCGGGCGACCUGAGCGCGCCCCGACUCUAGGCGCAGCCGCCGCCACCUCCGCGAGGUUCCCGGAGUCUCUGAGGACACAGCGUGGCCGGCGGCCGUUUCUGGUGCCUGUGACCGCGCUGCCCGCGAGCAGAUGACGAGGACAGGUUCUUAACCCUCAGUGGCCGUCGAGAGGGAGCUUGUCCGGACACCCCCGCCAUGUCCGGGUCCACGCAGCCCGUGGCACAGACGUGGAGGGCCACCGAGCCCCGCUACCCGCCCCAUGGCAUCUCCUACCCCGUGCAGAUCGCCCGAACCCACACGGACGUGGGGCUGCUCGAGUACCAGCACCACCCCCGGGACUACGCCUCGCAUCUGUCGCCCGGCUCCAUCAUCCAGCCCCAGCGGAGGAGGCCCUCCCUGCUGUCCGAAUUCCAGCCCGGGAACGAGAGGUCUCAGGAGCUUCACCUGCGGCCCGAGCCCCACUCGUACCUGCCCGAGCUGGGCAAGUCGGAGAUGGAGUUCAUCGACAGCAAGCGCCCUCGCCUGGAGCUGCUGCCCGACCCCCUGCUGCGGCCGUCCCCUGUGCUGGCUGGCGGCCAGCCCGGGGGCUCCGAGGACCUGUCCAAGGACCGCAGCCUGGCGGGCAAACUGGAGCCGGUGUCCCCGCCCAGCCCCCCGCACGCCGACCCCGAGCUGGAGCUGGUGCCCCCACGGCUGUCCAAGGAGGAGCUGAUCCAAAGCAUGGACCGCGUGGACCGCGAGAUCACCAUGGUGGAGCAGCAGAUCUCCAAGCUGAAGAAGAAGCAGCAACAGCUGGAGGAGGAGGCCGCCAAGCCGCCCGAGCCCGAGAAGCCCGUGUCGCCGCCGCCCAUCGAGUCGAAGCACCGCAGCCUGGUGCAGAUCAUCUACGACGAGAACCGGAAGAAGGCUGAAGCUGCACACCGGAUUCUGGAAGGCCUGGGGCCCCAGGUGGAGCUGCCGCUGUACAACCAGCCCUCCGACACCAGGCAGUAUCAUGAGAACAUCAAAAUAAACCAGGCGAUGCGGAAAAAGUUAAUCUUGUACUUCAAGAGGAGGAAUCACGCUCGGAAACAAUGGGAGCAGAAGUUCUGCCAGCGCUAUGACCAGCUCAUGGAGGCCUGGGAGAAGAAGGUGGAGCGCAUCGAGAACAACCCCCGGCGGCGGGCCAAGGAGAGCAAGGUGCGCGAGUACUACGAGAAGCAGUUCCCCGAGAUCCGCAAGCAGCGCGAGCUGCAGGAGCGCAUGCAGAGCAGGGUGGGCCAGCGGGGCGGCGGGCUCUCCAUGUCGGCCGCCCGCAGCGAGCACGAGGUGUCGGAGAUCAUCGACGGCCUCUCGGAGCAGGAGAACCUGGAGAAGCAGAUGCGCCAACUGGCUGUGAUCCCGCCGAUGCUCUACGACGCCGACCAGCAGCGCAUCAAGUUCAUCAACAUGAACGGGCUCAUGGACGACCCCAUGAAGGUGUACAAGGACCGCCAGGUCAUGAACAUGUGGAGCGAGCAGGAGAAGGAGACCUUCCGGGAGAAGUUCAUGCAGCACCCCAAGAACUUUGGCCUGAUCGCAUCUUUCCUGGAGAGGAAGACGGUGGCCGAGUGCGUCCUCUAUUACUACCUGACCAAGAAGAAUGAGAACUACAAGAGCCUAGUGAGGCGGAGCUACCGGCGCCGCGGGAAAAGCCAGCAGCAACAGCAGCAGCAGCAGCAGCAGCAGCAGAUGCCCCGGAGCAACCAGGAUGAGAAGGAGGAGAAGGAGAAGGAGGCAGAGAAGGAGGAGGAGAGGCCAGACGUGGAGAACGACAAGGAGGAGCUGAUCAAGGAGAAGACGGACGACACCUCUGGGGAGGACAAUGACGAGAAGGAGGCGGUGGCCUCCAAAGGCCGCAAGACUGCCAACAGCCAGGGGAGACGCAAAGGCCGCAUCACCCGCUCGAUGGCCAACGAGGCCAACAGCGAGGAGGCCGUCACCCCGCAGCAGAGCGCCGAGCUGGCCUCCAUGGAGAUGAACGAGAGCUCCCGCUGGACCGAGGAGGAGAUGGAGACGGCUAAGAAAGGUCUCCUGGAACACGGCCGGAACUGGUCGGCCAUCGCCCGGAUGGUGGGCUCCAAGACGGUGUCCCAGUGUAAGAACUUCUACUUCAACUACAAGAAGAGGCAGAACCUGGAUGAGAUCCUGCAGCAGCACAAGCUGAAGAUGGAGAAGGAGAGGAACGCGCGCCGGAAGAAGAAGAAAGCCCCGGCCGCGGCCAGCGAGGAGGCUGCCUUCCCGCCUGCGGUGGAGGACGAGGAGAUGGAGGCGUCGGGAGCGAGCGGAAACGAGGAGGAAAUGGCGGAGGAGGCGGAAGCCUUACAUGCCUCUGGGAUCGAGGUGCCCAGAGGGGAAUGCAGUGGCCCAGCUGCCGUCACCAACAGCUCCGACACCGAGAGCAUCCCCUCGCCCCGCACGGAGGCGGCCAAGGACACCGGGCAGAACGGGCCCAAGCCCCCACCCGCCCCGGGUGCCGACGCACCACCCCCUGAGCCGCCCACCCCACCACCGGAGGACGCCCCGGCCCCCGCCGAGCCGGCCCCGGCCCCGGCCCCCGAAGCCACCGGCUCGCCCACACCCCCGCUGGCUGCUCCUGCCUCGGCGGCGCCUCUUCCUGUGGUCCCCAAGGAGGAGAAGGAGGAGGAGGCCAUCGCAGCGGCCCCGGCGGUGGAGGAGGGGGAGGAGCAGAAGCCGGCUGUGGCCCAAGAACUGGCAGUGGAUGUGGGCAAGAAGGAGGAGCCAGACGAGGUGCCGCCCGCCGAGCCCAUCAAGACGGAGUGCAAGGAGGAGGCCGCGGAGGACGGUCCCGACAAAGGCAAGGGGGCCGUGGAGGCCGGUGCCGAGCCCACAGCGCCAGAGCCAGCGCUCAAGGUGGAGAAGAAGGAGGCCGGAGGAGGCCCUGCAGGCAAAGCCCCCUCCGCCAAGGGCUCGGGCGCCCCCCAGGACAGCGACUCCAGUGCCACCUGCAGUGCCGACGAGGUGGACGAGCCAGAGGGCAGUGACAAGAACAGGCUGCUGUCCCCGCGCCCCAGCCUCCUCACCCCCACCGGCGACCCCAGGACCAACGCCUCGCCCCAGAAGCCGCUGGACCUGAAGCAGCUGAAGCAGCGAGCGGCCGCCAUCCCCCCCAUCCAGGUCACCAAAGCCCACGAGCCUCCCCGGGAGGACACAGCGCCCCCCGCCCCAGCGCCGACGCAGCACCUGCAGCCAGAGAGCAGCGCCUCCCAGCAGUGCGGCGGCAGCCCUCGAGGCAAAAGCAGGAGCCCUGUGCCCCCUGCCGAGAAGGAAGAGAAGCCCGUGUUCUUCCCGGCCUUUGCCGCCGAGGGCCAGAAGCUGCCCGCGGAGCCCCCGUGCUGGACGCCAGGCCUGCCCUUCCCCGUGCCCCCUCGUGAGGUGAUCAAGGCCUCCCCGCACGCCCCGGACCCCUCGGCCUUCUCCUACGCCCCGCCUGGCCACCCGCUGUCCCUGGGCCUCCACGACAGCACCCGGCCCGUGCUGCCCCGCCCCCCCACCAUCUCCAACCCCCCACCGCUCAUCUCUUCCAGCAAGCACCCCAGCGUCCUCGACAGGCAGGGCCUGUCGGUGCAGCUCCACGCCCCGUACUCCGAGCACGCCAAGGUCCCUGUGGGCCCCAUCACCAUGGGGCUGCCCCUCACCAUGGACCCCAAGAAGCUGGCACCCUUCAGCGGAGUGAAGCAGGAGCAGCUGUCCCCCCGGGGCCAGGCUGGGCCGCCGGAGAGCCUGGGGGUGCCCACAGCCCAGGAGACGUCCGUGCUGAGAGGGACGUCUCUGGGCUCAGUUCCGGGCGGGAGCAUCAGCAAGGGUGUCCCCAGUGCACGGGUGCCCGCCGAGAGCCCCGGCACCUACCGCGGCUCCAUCACCCACGGCACGCCGGCUGACGUCCUGUACAAGGGCACCAUCACCAGGAUCAUCGGUGAGGACAGCCCGAGCCGCCUGGACCGCAGUCGGGAGGAUGGCCUGCCCAAGGGCCACGUCAUCUACGAGGGCAAGAAGGGCCACAUCCUGUCCUACGAGGGUGGCCUGUCUGUGUCCCAGUGCUCCAAGGAGGACAGCAGGAGCAGCUCAGGGCCCCCCCACGAGACGGCCGCCCCCAAGCGCACCUACGACAUGAUGGAGGGCCGCGUCGGCAGGACCCUCACCUCGGCCGGCAUCGAAGGCCUCAUGGGCCGCGUUGUCCCUCCCGAGCGGCGCAGCCCCCACCACCUCAAGGAGCAGCAGCAGCACCACAGCCGCGGCUCCAUCACCCAAGGGAUCCCACGGUCCUACGUGGAGGCCCAGGAAGACUACCUGCGCCGGGAGGCCAAGCUGCUGAAGCUGGAGGGCACGCCGCCGCCCCCUCCGCCCCCGCGGGACCUGGCCGAGGCCUACAAGGCCCGGCCCUUGGAGGCCCUGGGCCCCCUGAAGCUGAAGCCAGCGCACGAGGGCCUGGUGGCGACGGUGAAGGAGGCAGGCCGCUCCAUCCACGAGAUCCCGCGGGAGGAGCUGCGGCGCACGCCGGAGCUGCCCCUGGCCCCCCGGCCGCUCAAGGAGGGCUCCAUCACGCAGGGCACCCCACUCAAGUACGAUGCGGGCACGUCCUCCGCCGGCUCCAAGAAGCACGACGUUCGCUCCAUCAUCGGCAGCCCCGGCCGCAGCUUCCCGCCUGUGCACCCGCUGGACGCGAUGGCCGACGCGCGGGCGCUGGAGCGAGCCUGCUACGAGGAGGGCCUGAAGAGCCGGCCGGGGGCCGUGGGCGGCGCAGGGGGCUCCAUCACCCGGGGCGCCCCGGUCAUCGUCCCUGAGCUGGGCAAGCCGCGGCAGAGCCCCCUGACCUAUGAGGAUCACGGGGCGCCCUUCAGCAGCCACCUGCCCCGCGGCUCGCCUGUGACCACGCGGGAGCCGACCCCACGCCUUCAGGAGGGCAGCCUCUCGUCCAGCAAGGCGUCCCAGGACCGCAAGCUGACGUCGACGCCCCGCGAGAUCGCCAAGUCCCCGCACAGCGCCGUGCCCGAGCACCACCCCCACCCCAUCUCACCCUACGAGCACCUCCUCCGGGGAGUGAGCGGCGUGGACCUCUACCGCGGCCACAUCCCGCUCGCCUUCGACCCCACCUCCAUUCCCCGCGGGAUCCCCCUGGAUGCAGCUGCUGCCUACUACCUGCCCCGGCACCUGGCCCCCAACCCCGCCUACCCUCACCUGUACCCGCCUUACCUCAUCCGCGGCUACCCCGACACAGCGGCGCUGGAGAACCGCCAGACAAUCAUCAACGACUACAUCACCUCGCAGCAGAUGCACCACAACGCGGCCGCCGCCGUGGCCCAGCGCGCCGACAUGCUGCGCGGGCUCUCGCCCCGCGAGUCCUCGCUGGCGCUCAACUACGCCGCCGGCCCGCGAGGCAUCAUCGACCUGUCCCAAGUGCCACACCUGCCCGUGCUGGUGCCCCCAACACCGGGCACGCCAGCCACCGCCAUGGACCGCCUGGCCUACCUCCCCGCCGCACCCCAGCACUUCAGCAGCCGGCUCAGCAGCUCCCCGCUCUCCCCAGGAGGCCCCGCCCACUUGACAAAGCCCAGCUCCUCCUCGUCCUCCGAGCGCGAGCGCGAGCGAGACCGCGACAGGGACCGGGAGCGGGACCGGGAGCGCGAGAAGCCCGCCCUCACGGCCACCGCGACGGUGGAGCACGCGCCCAUCUGGAGGCCCGGUACCGAGCAGAGCGGCGGCGGCGGCGGCGGCGGCGGCGGGGGCGGUGGCCGCCCCGCCUCCCACCCCCACCCCCACCCCCUGCAGCACUCGCCCAUCUCACCCCGGACCCAGGACGCCGUCCAGCAGAGACCCAGUGUGCUGCACAACGCGGGCGCGAGGGGCCCCGCCGCCCCCGCGGAGCCCGGCACGCCCACGGUGCUGAGGUCCGCCUCCACCUCCUCGCCUGUCCGCCCAGCGGCCACAUUCCCGCCUGCCACCCACUGCCCGCUGGGCAGCGCCCUGGACGGGGUCUACCCCACCCUUAUGGAGCCCAUCCUGCUGCCCAAAGAGACCCCGAGGGUCGCUCGGCCAGAGAGGCCCCGCGGGGACACCGGCCACGCCUUCCUCACCAAGCCCCCCGCCCGCUCAGGGCUGGAGCCCGCCUCCUCCCCGGGCAAGGGCUCCGAGCCCCGGGCCCUGGCGCCCCCCGCCUCCAGCCACGCGGCCGUCACCCGCACCCCGGCGAAGAGCCUCGCGCCCCACCACGCCAGCCCGGACCCGCCGGCGCCGCCCACCUCGGCCGCAGACCUGCACCGGGAAAAGACUCAAAGUAAACCCUUUCCCAUCCAGGAACUGGAGCUCCGUUCUCUGGGCCACCACGGCAGCAGCUACAGCCCCGACGGGGUGGAGCCCGUCAGCCCUGUGAGCUCGCCCAGCCUGACCCACGACAAGGGGCUCCCCAAGCACCUCGAGGAGCUGGACAAGGGCCUCCUGGAGGGGGACCUGCGUCACAAGCAGCCAGGCUCCGCGAAGCUGGGCAGCGAGGCCGUGCACCUCCCGCACCUGCGGCCGCUCUCCGAGAGCCAGCCCUCCGGCCCUCUGCUGCAGGCCGCCCCGGGGGUCAAGGGUCACCAGCGGGUCGUCACCCUGGCUCAGCACAUCAGUGAGGUCAUCACGCAGGACUACACGAGGCACCACCCGCAGCAGCUCAGCGCGCCCCUCCCCGCCCCCCUCUACUCCUUCCCCGGAGCCAGCUGCCCCGUCCUGGACCUGCGCCGGCCCCCCAGCGACCUCUACCUCCCGCCCCCGGACCAUGGCGCCCCCGCCCGUGGCUCCCCCCACAGCGAAGGGGGCAAGAGGUCUCCAGAGCCAAGCAAAGCCGCAGCCCUGGGCAGUGGUGAGGACGGCAUCGAGCCAGUGUCCCCGCCGGAGAGCGGGGCUGAGCCCGGGCAUCCACGGGGCGCCAUGUACCCCCUGCUAUACCGGGAUGGGGAGCAGGUGGAGCCCAGCAGGAUGGGCUCCAAGUCUCCAGGCAACACCAGCCAGCCGCCGGCCUUCUUCAGCAAGCUGACCGAGAGCAACUCGGCCAUGGUCAAGUCCAAGAAACAGGAGAUCAACAAGAAGCUGAGCACCCACAACCGCAGCGAGCCCGAAUACAGCAUCGGCCAGCCCGGGACGGAGAUCUUCAACAUGCCGGCCAUCACGGGAGCAGGCCUCAUGACCUGCCGAAGCCAGGCGGUGCAGGAGCAUGCCAGCACCAACAUGGGGCUGGAGGCCAUUAUUAGAAAGGCGCUCAUGGGUAAAUAUGAUCAGUGGGAGGAGCCCCCGCUCGGCGCCAAUGCUUUUAACGCUCUGAGUGCCAGUGCCGGCCUGCCCGCUGCUCUGCCCGUAACCGCUGCUGACGGACGGAGCGAACACGCCCUCACCUCGCCAGGUGGCGGCGGGAAGGCCAAAGUCUCUGGCAGACCCGGCAGCCGAAAAGCCAAGUCCCCAGCCCCGGGCCUGGCGUCCGGGGACCGGCCCCCCUCCGUCUCCUCGGUGCACUCGGAGGGGGACUGCAGCCGCCGGACACCGCUCACCAACCGCGUGUGGGAGGACCGCCCCUCGUCUGCGGGUUCCACGCCGUUCCCCUACAACCCCCUGAUCAUGCGGCUGCAGGCGGGCGUCAUGACCUCCCCGCCCCCGCCGGGCCUGCCCCCGGGCAGCGGGCCCCUCGCCGGCCCCCAUCACGCCUGGGACGAGGAGCCCAAGCCGCUGCUCUGCGAGCAGUACGAGACGCUCUCCGACAGCGAGUGACCUUCCACGAGCGUCCCGAGCAGCCGGGUGAGAAGCGGGAGGCUCCGACUCCCCCAGCCGAGGAAGGAGCCCCAGAGUCGGCCUGCGCAUCCGUCCGUCCGUCCGUCCGUCCAGAGCCGGCAUCCUUGCCUGUCUAAAGCCUUAACUGGGACUCCCACCCCGGCUGGCCCUGCGCAGUGACCUUACUCAGGGGAUGUUUACCUGGUGCUCGGGAGGGGAGGGGCCGGGGAGGCGGCGCAGCCCGCGUGCGGCAGCCACACGCACGAGGCUGGGGUGGCCAGGGACCCAACGCAGGAUGACCGCGCGCUCCCACGCCGCUGCCUCCCCCCUUCAUGCAUUUGGAACCAAAGUCGAAACUGAGCGAGCAGCCCCCGCACCCUUCCUCCACCCCCAUCCCGCUUAGCGCUCUGGACAGACGGACAUGGUCCCUGUCCAACUCCCCGCGCUCUGGUCCCGGUCCCCGCGGGCUGCCCCAGCCACCGAGACUGCUGGAAACAAGGUCGGGCGGACGGGCCGGCGGAAGGGCCGGGGGCGGCCCCGGCGAGCGGCCGGAGGACCUGGACUGUCGUUCUCGUGCAUCGUCGCCACGGCGACGGGAAAGAAGGGCCGGUGUAGAUGAUGUAUUGGUUUACAGGGUAUAUUUUUGAUACCUUCAAUUAAUUAAUUCAGAUGUUUUACGCAAGGAAGGACUUACCCAGUAUUAUUGCUGCUGUGCUUUCAAUUGCUUACCGUUCAAGGGCGCCAGCAGGCCCCCGUUGGUGACCCAUCGUCCGCAGGCCGAGGGCGGGGCCGCCAG